AACCUCUUUUACAAAUGGGUAUCUACUAGAGAGCUGAAUACAAUACAGUAGAGACUAGAGAGAGAGAGAGAGAGAGAGAGAGAGCAAGCAGAAGAAGCAUCUAGCUUCCUUGCUCGCAUCAUCACAGUUCUACCUGCUUUAUUCAUGUUCAAGAAAGAGAAAGCAAUUUUGCAUUAGUGUUAUCAGUUAUUGGAUUGAGGUUGUGUGAGCUGGGACUAUAAUAUAGUGCGCCCUGCAGAAGGUUUGGUUGGCCAAUGGUGUCGCUGGAUUAAUUAUUCUUUGCGUGCUACGUCGUCAGGGACCAUGCCUCGUAAAGUAAACUAUGGAGUUGAUUAUGAUGAAGAAGUUAAUGACUAUGAAGGUUAUGAUUAUGAUUAUGAUUAUGAUUAUGAUUAUGAUGACGACAUAGAAGACAAUGGGAAAGCACCUCAGUCAGAGCAAGAAACUUCUAAGCGUGGGCUUUGGCGUUGCUCUGUAUGCACUUAUGAUAAUGAUGAGGGUUUGUUUGCUUGUGAUAUUUGUGGGGUGCUAAAUCCUUCAAAAACUGGCACCAAUAUUGAUAAGCAAACAGUUAAGGGCAUGUGCAAAAAUUCUGGAGCAUCCAAAAUGGCCAAGUCUCUUUUUGCAUCAUUGCCGCAACGGAUACCCAAAAAGGCUGUAUCAUUACAAAAGCAGAAUGAUGUUUUUGUGAAGGAAGAGGGCAAUAACUCCCACAAGCAUAUGAAUAUCCAAGGACAAUUUCAUGAAUUCCAUAAGGCUUUUAGUAUUCAUAGCUAUCACCAUGUUAAUAUAGCCCCUUUCAAGUUUGACGUUCCAUCCCCAGAUGAUUUGGUUUCUAAUGGACUACGCUCCUCUAAAAUGGGUUCAAAAGCCAACUUUAAUGACAUGAAUUUUUCAAGAGUUUCCUCAGGCAUCACUGGGAAGAAUGGUCUACUUAAUAUAAAAUCAAAUGCUGAAAGGUCAGAUGUGUCAUCAUCAUUGAUGCUGAAAGGCAAACAAGAUAGUUUUGAUGACAACAAUUGUUCAAAGAACAAGGCUCACAAUGUACAGUCAAGUCUAAAAAUUUCGGAUGGCUCAUUUGCAACCAUGCCAAAAGGCAGACAUCAUAAUGUGGACGAGGGUAGUUGUUCAAAGAAUGAUAUGGCCAACAUACUAUCAAGUGAUAAAAGCUCUCAUAGCUCUCCUGCAUUGAAACUGAAAGGCAGACAUGAAAUUACAGGUGAUAGCAGUAGUUCUUUGAUUAGUGGGGGCAAGCCACAAAGCCUUAACAGUAGUUUGAACAAAAUGGCUCUUGGUGAGGGAUCUGGAUUUUCGAAUAAUGUGAACGCUAGAGGGACUCGUUCACAAGCAGAGUAUAAACCCGAAAAGUGGAUGCUCAAUGACCAAGCUGAAGAUACAUUGAUUCAACUGAAUCUUGCGAUUGUAGGUCAUGUUGAUUCUGGAAAAUCAACACUCUCUGGUAGACUUCUACACCUUUUGGGGCGAAUAUCCCAAAAAGAGAUGCACAAAUAUGAAAAGGAGGCAAAGUUACAGGGCAAGGGGUCCUUUGCUUAUGCUUGGGCAUUGGAUGAGAGCGCUGAAGAAAGGGAAAGGGGAAUAACCAUGACGGUUGCUGUUGCUUAUUUUGAUUCCAAAAAAUAUCAUAUUGUUGUGCUUGACUCACCAGGCCAUAAGGAUUUUGUUCCAAACAUGAUAUCUGGGGCAACACAAGCUGAUGCUGCAAUUCUUGUGAUAGAUGCCUCAAUCGGUGCAUUUGAAGCUGGUAUGGACGGUGCCAAGGGACAAACACGGGAACAUGCACAACUUAUCAGAAGUUUUGGUGUUGAUCAAAUUAUAGUUGCAAUUAACAAAAUGGAUGUUGUGGAUUACUCAAAGGAACGGUUUGAUUUAAUUAAACAGCAACUUGGAACAUUUCUCCGUUCUUGUGGUUUUAGAGAUCCUUCUAUAAUGUGGAUCCCAUUGAGUGCCAUGGAAAAUCAAAAUUUGGUGGUGGCUUCUUCUGAUGUUCGUCUGUUGUCUUGGUAUCACGGACCUUAUCUGUUGGAUGCAAUUGAUUCCCUCCAACCUCCCACAAGAGACUUGUCAAAGCCUCUGCUUAUGCCUAUAUGUGAUGUUAUUAAAUUGCCUUCACUAGGGCAGGUGUCUGCCUGUGGUAAAGUAGAAGCUGGAGCCCUUCGGAGUGGAUCCAAGGUUCUAGUUAUGCCAUCAGGGGCUGUGGGGUCAGUACGUUCCUUAGAGCGUGACUCUCAGGCUUGUACUUCUGCAAGAGCUGGAGACAAUGUGGCUGUUAGUCUGCAAGGCAUUGAUGCAGGGAAUGUGAUGGCCGGGGGUGUGCUAUGUCACCCAGAUUUUCCUGUUGCCGUUGCAAAACGUUUGGAACUGAAGGUCCUUGUCUUGGAUAUUACAACCCCAAUUUUAAUUGGUUCACAGUUGGAAUUUCAUAUACACCAUGCAAAGGAAGCUGGAAGAGUGGCCAAAAUAUUGUCUUUGCUUGAUCCUAAGACUGGCAAGGUGACAAAGAAGACACCGCGCUGUCUUACUGCAAAGCAGAGUGCAGUUGUUGAGGUGGCUUUGCAGGGACCAGUGUGUGUGGAUGAGUUUUCAAAUUGUAAAGCUCUUGGGAGGGUGUUUUUAAGAGCAUUAGGAAGAACUAUUGCUGUUGGGAUUGUAACCCGAAUAAUUGAGUCUCAGGAGUAGUUGAUCUUACUUGAGAGAUUAUCUUACUUAAGACAUUCCUCAAUAUUUCAGAUCCUUUACUUGACAUACUGUUAAAACUUUUUUUUUGUUGCCCUUUUCUCUCUUUAGAGGUCAUAUGCUCCGGAAACCUAGUGAUAGAAGCCAAUGUUGGGCUCAUGAGUUUUCUCAAAAUUUUAUCAGCGGAAAUCUUCUUUGGGCAUGUUUAUUAUAUGUGCAUUAUACAAGAUAGGUAUAGAUGGAAAAUACCUGUAUUAUGUAAUAUUUAUUGAUUCUUUUUUGCAAUAUAUUCCUGAGUUAGAAGGUGUA
Molecule: messenger RNA, 3003 nt
Organism: Quercus lobata
Lineage: Eukaryota; Viridiplantae; Streptophyta; Magnoliopsida; Fagales; Fagaceae
Product: Translation elongation factor EF1A/initiation factor IF2gamma family protein
Exons: 13
Coding region: 304-2697 (797 amino acids)
Molecular function (GO): GTPase activity; GTP binding
Source: RefSeq, a predicted model, not a curated record